This is a messenger RNA of Magnolia sinica, 1589 nucleotides long. Its product is annotated as phosphoserine aminotransferase 2, chloroplastic-like. Gene Ontology annotation, molecular function: pyridoxal phosphate binding; O-phospho-L-serine:2-oxoglutarate transaminase activity. NCBI's taxonomy places the organism in Eukaryota, Viridiplantae, Streptophyta, Magnoliopsida, Magnoliales, Magnoliaceae. Gene Ontology annotation, cellular component: cytoplasm; chloroplast stroma. Gene Ontology annotation, biological process: L-serine biosynthetic process. The transcript has a single exon. The record is from RefSeq and is a predicted model, not a curated record. The coding region runs from base 70 to 1374 and encodes 434 amino acids.
UUCUCAGAUCCACUUUCCCUGCAGAACCUUCAUCAUCUUUCCCUUCUCUCUUCUCUUUCUGAGGUAGCAAUGGCGGCUUCUUCUCCUCAUUCCUUUCUCCUCCAAAACCCAACCCAUCCCACCAACGACUACUUUUUCAAAAGACCCACUUCCCCAAACGGCUACUUUUUUAAGAGACCUAAUUCCAAGAAGCCCCUCUCCAUCACUUGCACAACCCUCUCCUCAUCCUCUUCUCCAUCUUCCUCUGUCUUACCUUCCUUCACUGAUGAGUCCAAGAUCCUCAAGGAAAGGAUCUUCAACUUUGCCGCUGGGCCCGCGACGCUGCCCGAGAAUGUCAUCCUCAAGGCUCAAUCGGAGCUUUACGAUUGGCGUGGGUCUGGCAUGAGCAUCAUGGAGAUGAGCCAUAGAGGUAAGGAAUUCCUCUCUGUUAUACAAAAGGCCGAAUCGGAUCUACGUGCCCUCUUGAAGAUCCCCGAUGAUUAUGACGUGCUUUUCCUGCAAGGCGGGGCCACCACCCAAUUCGCGGCAAUCCCGUUGAAUAUCUGUACGCCUGAUGAUCCGGUCGAUUACAUCGUUACCGGUUCCUGGAGUGAUAAGGCCUUCAAGGAAGCGCAGAAAUUCUGCAAGCCUAACGUCAUCUGGUCAGGGAAAUCAGAAAAAUACACAAAAAUCCCUUCUUUUGAUUCUCUUGAUCAAAACCCAGAUGCCAAAUAUCUGCAUAUCUGUGCAAACGAGACUAUCCACGGUGUCGAAUUCAAGAAUUACCCAACACCCAAAUCGAAAGAUGCAAUUUUGGUCGCUGACAUGUCGUCGAAUUUCUGUUCUAAGCCGGUCGAUGUCUCAAAGUUCGGUUUGAUCUACGCUGGUGCCCAGAAGAACGUGGGCCCAUCAGGGGUCACCAUCGUGAUCAUCAAGAAAGAUCUGAUCGGGCACGCCCAGGGGAUCACUCCUGUGAUGCUCGAUUACAAGAUCCACUCGGAGAACAAAUCACUCUACAACACGCCGCCGUGCUUUGCAAUUUAUAUCUGCGGGUUGGUUUUCGAGGAUCUGUUAGAGCAGGGCGGAUUGGAGGAGAUUGAGAGGAAGAAUAUGAAGAAGGCAGGGAUCCUCUAUGAUGCUAUCGAUGGGAGUGGUGGAUUUUACAGGUGCCCUGUUGAUAAGUCAGUGCGGUCGUUGAUGAACGUCCCAUUUACCCUCGAGAAGUCAGAUCUGGAGGCGGAGUUCAUCAAGGAAGCAGCCAAAGAGGGUAUGGUCCAGCUCAAGGGUCACAGAUCGGUGGGUGGUGUCCGUGCUUCAAUCUAUAAUGCAAUGCCUUUGGCUGGUGUUGAGAAGUUGGUGGCUUUCAUGAAGGAUUUUCAGACUAAGCAUGCUUGAUCCAGGCAAUGUGGCGUAAAAUUCUGUUAGAGUAGUUUAUGGAUUUAUGUCAUAUUGUGUUUUUUUUUUUUUUUUUUCCUUUCUUUCCCUUUUUAAAUCUUUUUGGAUUGUAUUUAAAUUGCAUUUGAUACAAAUCUGAGUAUGGUUGUGAUGCCCGAUGGGCAGAUUUUAAUCAAAAUUUAGCCUGGGUUGUUAUAAAAUGGCCUUUUAUUGAU